UUGUUCCUUUUACAGUUUUGCACGUCUUCGUAAUUGAACCUGUAUGACCAGUUUGUGAAAUAAAGGCAAUAAAAAAAAACAAAAAAAAAAAAACACCACGUGUUGCGAAAACAUGCGAACACUCACGUGCUUCACGGAAGUGCGCAGGAGCAUGCGCAUUUGUGCCGGUGUGCGCGGGGUAGGAAUAUUCAGUUGCUACGGUAACUUCAUUAAACGUUAGCUCAAAAAACCUCAGCUCGCGAUAGUUUAAAAACGACUCACCUAGAAAAUAACAUUAAAGCUCGGCCAGUAUCCAGCUAUUACCGAAGUACGAAGGGACUGUUAGGUAAGCUAGCGUUAGCUAUUGGCAUUAAGUUAAUAGAGUUAACAAUGUUAACGUAGCUUAACGUCGGCUAAAGGCUGAAGUUGACCAACAACUCAUUUAGCUAGAGAUACAUGGUGCUAUGUUGCAGAUAUUGUUGGGUGGAUAAAGCUAACCUAGUCUGUUUUGAACAACUGAUGCUGAAUUAAAUAGACUGUGAUGACUGCAACACUCACAGCAAGAAGCACACUGAAACAUGCUGGAGGACCUGCCAUGCCACAACUUUCGAAACAUCCUGGGUUUGGGACUUUCUUAGCAGAGCGGUUGCAGCCCCUGGUCAAUGCAAUCCAUCCAUUCCACCUGGUUCCAGCGUGUUGGCAAGCUGCUCCGAUCCCCAAAAUGAUGUCGACCUCAAGUCAAGGUGACCAUGGCCGUACCGGCUGCUCUGAUCCCACCAACUCCUCUGGUCCCACCGCCUCCGAUCUCCUCCUCGACUCCCUGCGCCACGACGUCCCCGCCGUCGACAACUUCAUCACCGUCUCCAUCCCUCCUGGCACCCCCGCCACCAUCCUCCUCCUCCGGUGGACAACAGAACCUGUUCAGAUCAGAGCUCCUCGCCACCGGCAGCCCGGGCAUCCCAAACGCGGGUCUUCCUCCGGGCAAACCUGUCUACUCGACCCCGUCUCCUGUUGAGAACAUACCGCAGAACAACGAGUGCAAGAUGGUCGAGUUGCGCGGUGCCAAAGUGGCGUCUUUCACCGUGGACGGCUGCGAGCUCAUCUGCCUUCCGCAGGCUUUCGACCUGUUCCUGAAGCACCUGGUCGGCGGACUGCACACCGUCUACACCAAGCUGAAGCGGCUGGAGAUCACGCCGGUGGUGUGCAACGUGGAGCAGGUCCGCAUCCUCCGAGGGCUCGGCGCCAUCCAACCCGGGGUGAACCGCUGCAAACUCAUCUCCAGAAAGGACUUCGAGACGCUGUACAACGACUGCACCAAUGCGAGCUCCAGACCCGGCCGACCUCCGAAGAGGACCCAGAGUGUGGUAUCACCGGAUAACCCCCACAUCAUGCCCCACUCGGUCCCUGGCCUCAUGUCCCCUGGCAUGAUGCCACCCACAGGCCUGACAGCAGCGGCGGCAGCAGCUGCCAACGCAGCCAUCGCAGAGGCCAUGAAGGUCAAGAAGAUCAAGCUGGAGGCGAUGAGCGGCUACCACGGCAACGCCAACCACCACGGGGUCGACGGAGAGAAUGGAGACCUCAGCUCCAGCGUCGGCCUGGAACUCCCCUUCAUGAUGAUGCCACACCCCCUGAUCCCAGUCAGCCUGCCCCCAGCCUCUGUCACCAUGGCGAUGAGCCAGAUGAACCACCUCAGCACCAUUGCAAACAUGGCCGCCGCAGCACAGGGCCAGAGUCUGCCCUCCAGAAUGGUCACCUCUGUAAUAAAGGCGCUGCUGGGGUUUCAGGAACGGGUGCCGGACAGUCCCUCCCCUGCUCCUUCCUUAGAAGACCACAGGAGGCCCGGCAGUCACCCGUCGUCCCACCGCAGCAGCAGUGUGUCCAGCUCCCCGGCCCACACAGAAAGCUCCUCCGAUAGGAUACGUACGUUUGUCACACAGAUAAAUGCGAUACACCACAACGGCCUGCACAUGAACCACGCCCUCCUAGGCCUGUCCCCAAAUAUCCCGCCUGGGCCUAAAGAGGGAGACCUGGCCCACGACAUGAGCCAUGAAUUAAAGAGGAUGCACAAUGAAAAAGUGUUAUCGUGUUUCUUCGCAGAGGACAACUCCAUGUGCACCCCAACAGCAAGAGACAGCUACGAGAGGUUGUCUUUCGCCGGACAGGGUCUUCCUCCUGGCUUCCCCUCACCAUUCCUCUUCCCAGACGGCCUGUCGUCAAUAGAGACUCUCCUCACCAACAUACAGGGCCUGCUCAAAGUGGCUAUUGACAACGCGCGGGCUCAGGAGAAGCAGGUGCAGCUGGAGAAGACGGAGCUGAAGAUGGAGCUGUUCAGAGAGAGGGAGCUCAGGGAGACUCUGGAGAAGCAGCUCGCCAUGGAGCAGAAGAACAGAGCAAUCGUUCAGAAGCGUCUGAAGAAGGAGAAGAAGGCCAAGAGGAAACUCCAAGAAGCUCUGGAGUACGAAUCCAAGAGGAGAGAGCAGGUUGAGCAGACCCUGAAGCAGCCCUCACCCUCAGACAGCAUGCGUUCACUCAACGGUCAGAUGCUCCACCACUCUCUGACCCCUGAGAUGGAGAGUGACCGCAGCAGUGGAAGAACAGAUGCUGAAAGGACAAUACAAGAUGGAAGACUGUUCCUGAAAACCACAGUGAUGUACUGAUAAGGCCGUGAGGAGCUGGAGGAAAUAAAAAAUUCAGAAAAAAAAGAAGAAAAAAAAAGAAAAGAAAACCCAUGAAGAUUCUCAAGAGCCCUUAUCCAGGCUGAUUUAGUAGAGGAAAGAAGUCAAGCUGCUUGUAGAAGUUCAAUGGAAAUGCUGUGUUCACCCAAAUGCUGGAGGAGGUUGAGUCUGAAUGUAGAAUAAAGAAGUCUUUUUCUCACAGAGGCCAACGUUAAAUAGUGUGAUAGAGCAGGUUUUGACAUAGCGGGUUGGCCAGCGUGAAGGAUAAACAUAUUGAGCACAGUAAAAAAUGUACCCAUGGUACACUGUUGGUAAUAACCCGUAAAAUUCACAGCACUGAAGAUUUUUAUACUGUAUCUCAGCCAGCGAGAAAGCUUCGAAAAAGAAAUUCGACUGAAGUUUCGUUUUGUAUUUCAAAUUGAAUUUUGAGAAGCUGAAAAACGACACGUGGAGAUGAACCUUGCGAUGAAAAAAAAAAAAAGAAAUGUGAAUCUAUCCAUGUGUUCAUCAAAAAGAGAAGACUGAUGUUUGAUUUUCAUGUUUUCUAAAUUAGAUGACAAUACAAUCAAGUUUCCUUUUUACCAUUGUUGUAUAUACAAGAUCUGAUGAUAAUGAUAGGAAAACUCACUCUAUCGAACCCCAGCGGAUUGAUGAGGUAUGUGUAUAUAACGUUAAGAGGUAUUGUGUAUGCAGUAGAGCUAUUAGGCAAACAAUACCACCAUUUAUAUAAACCUACAGUUUUGUUUUGUUCUAUUUCUGAGCCAUCAUUCUUUCCUAUAGCUGCCAUUUUUGGUGAGAAAGCAUGCAGGCAUGUAAAUGUUUGUCCUGGAAUUAUGAUAUUUAAUAAAUCCUAUAUUGUGCUGAACAAAUACUAGGGUUGACUCACUCAAGCCCAGAUGAUUUUGAAAACAUAAUUAUCAAACAUUUCACUUUCAAAAUGAAGACUUUUGCUGUCAAUAGUACUGUAAUCUUUGUAACAGAGGUAAUAUUUCUUGGAAUUUACUGUACAUUUUUUGUCAUGAGACACACUCAAAAAUCAGCACCUCUCAAUGCUUUUUUAAAAAAGAAAAUAUCCAGACUAAUUAUGAUCACAUUUCAGCUUGGGAAACAAUCAGUCAUGACACAACUUUUCGAGACUGAACGCCAUUUAAUUACAUUGCUCAAAUCCCUGCUGAACGUAACACAGACACACUUUUCUUUUCUUGUUUAGAGUGUUUCAUAAUAUCCUGAUGAGAAAAAAAAAAAAACAUAAGUUAUAAUUUUUCCUGUUACUUCCCCUAAAGACUUUUGGAUUUUGGUGCUGAAACACCUGUGUAUAUUCUCUAGACAUAAGCUGAUGUCAGUCCUUUAAUUGCAAAACAGUUUAGACCUUAUGUGUUACAAUCAGAGGAGAAGGAGGAGUGUCCCAUGUUCACAAUGUGUUUGUUCUUUUUGUUCUCAAUGGAGUGUCUAUAGGUCUGUUGUCACUGAUAACUUAUAUAGCUUCUCGAAUCAUCUCUUCAUUGUACUUCAAAUUCAAAUAAAGUUAACAUGUUGAUGAUAAACUAUAUGUGAGUUAACUAUGUUGCCCAAACACACGUCUCUGUCGCAGUCCUGCUGACAACGCCAAGUGUUUUUUGCGGUAGAAGUCGCACACUGAUUGAACAUUCCAGAUACAGAAGACAACCAAACAUAACAGUUCAAGAUGAUCUGAUACAAAUGUAAGCAAGUGUUGGGGGCAGCUCCGUUGUGUUUUUGGCAUAUUCGUUUUUGAGACCUUUCUAACUAAUUUCUAUGUAUUAUUUACAGCCUUAAAAAAAAAAAAAACAUUGCAAGUAUACUGUAGAAACAUAAAUGAGCAUAUUGUUCUUCA
Sebastes umbrosus (honeycomb rockfish) is the source of this 4506-nucleotide messenger RNA. It is a transcript of the gene dachd, whose product is annotated as dachshund d. The record is from RefSeq and is a predicted model, not a curated record. The transcript has 14 exons. NCBI's taxonomy places the organism in Eukaryota, Metazoa, Chordata, Actinopteri, Perciformes, Sebastidae. Bases 729 to 2636 code for a protein of 635 amino acids.